Messenger RNA from Alosa alosa (allis shad), 5277 nucleotides. RefSeq names its product potassium voltage-gated channel, subfamily H (eag-related), member 5a (gene kcnh5a). Gene Ontology annotation, cellular component: membrane. The transcript has 8 exons. The record is from RefSeq and is a predicted model, not a curated record. Gene Ontology annotation, biological process: potassium ion transmembrane transport; regulation of membrane potential. NCBI's taxonomy places the organism in Eukaryota, Metazoa, Chordata, Actinopteri, Clupeiformes, Clupeidae. Bases 1 to 2256 code for a protein of 751 amino acids. Gene Ontology annotation, molecular function: voltage-gated potassium channel activity.
AUGCAGGGUCCCCUGGGGAAUGGUCUCAGUAGUCUCUUCAGCUCACUGAAGGUGGUGCGUCUACUCCGACUGGGCCGUGUGGCCCGCAAGCUGGACCACUACCUGGAGUACGGGGCGGCCGUGCUGGUACUACUGGUGUGCGUCUUCGGCCUCGUCGCCCACUGGUUGGCCUGUAUCUGGUACAGCAUUGGCGACUACGAGGUCAUCGACGAGGCCACCAACACCAUCAAGACGGACAGCUGGCUCUACCAGCUGGCCACGAGCAUCGGGACGCCGUACCGCUACAAUGCCAGUGGCUCGGGCCAAUGGGAAGGUGGACCCAGCAAGGACACGCUGUACAUCUCCUCGCUCUACUUCACGAUGACCAGCCUCACCACCAUUGGCUUUGGUAACAUCGCACCCACUACGGACGGCGAGAAGAUCUUCUCAGUGGCCAUGAUGAUGGUGGGCUCCCUUCUCUAUGCCACCAUCUUCGGUAAUGUGACCACCAUCUUUCAGCAGAUGUACACCAACACCAACCGCUACCACGAGAUGCUGAACAACGUGCGCGACUUCCUCAAACUCUACCAGGUGCCCAAGGGUCUGAGCGAGCGCGUCAUGGACUACAUCGUGUCCACCUGGGCCAUGUCCAAAGGCAUCGACACAGAGAGGGUGCUGUCUAUAUGUCCCAAAGACAUGCGUGCAGACAUCUGCGUCCACCUCAACCGGCAGGUGUUCAACGAGCACCCAGCUUUCCGUCUGGCCAGUGACGGCUGCCUGCGCUCGCUGGCUGUGGAGUUCCAGACCACGCACUGCGCUCCCGGCGACCUCAUCUUCCACGCCGGUGAGAGUGUGGACACCCUCUGCUUCGUCGUGUCCGGCUCGCUGGAGGUCAUCCAGGACGACGAGGUCAUUGCCAUCCUCGGAAAAGGGGACGUGUUUGGGGACGUGUUCUGGAAGGAGAGCAACCUGGCACACUCGUGCGCUAAUGUGCGGGCCCUGACGUACUGCGACCUGCAUGUUAUCAGAAGGGACGCCCUGCUCAAGGUGCUGGAGUUCUACACGGCCUUUGCCAACACCUUCUCGCGGAACCUCAUUCUCACCUGCAACCUUCGGAAACGGAUCAUCUUCCGUAAGAUCGCCGACGUGAAGAAGGAGGAGGAGGAGCGGCGCCAGCAGAAGAACGAGGUGACCCUGUCCAUCCCCGUGGACCAUCCGGUGCGUAAGCUCUUCCAGAAGUUCAAGCAGCAGAAGGAGCUGCAGACCCGUGGCCCCGGCUCGCUGGACCUGGAGCGCAACCAGUUCCAGGUGGAGCACCAGCUGCAGCCCCUCUCCCACCACUUCCACCCCUGCCACCAGCAGCCGCACCACCAGCAGGAGCCGCAGCAGCAGCUGCUGCAGCAGUAUCAGAUCCAGCACCACCCUCUCCAGCACCACCACAGCCCCCUGCUGCAGAACGGGGCUCCGGGGAUCGGAGGAAGCGGGGGUGGGAACGGAGGCUCCAGCGUGGUGACGGUGUCACAGAUCACCCCGCUGCAGAACUACGUGACGGAGUCGGAGACGGAGGAGUCGGGGGGCAUUGGCCCGGGGGGCAUGGGUGGCCACGAGGCCCUCGAACUCAAACCCAGCCUGGGCGUGGUGGCCGACAAGAACUGCCUGAAGGCUUCUGAGAGGCUGGGCCGGCGCAGUCGCGCCGGGCUCCACCAACUGCCGGAGAGGGUGCCGGCACAGCUGCUGCAGCCGCCGACGCCCACACUGCAGCGGAGGGAGGAGGAGUGGGGGGGGGUGACCCAGUCGCUGGAGCUGCUAUCCGAGGACAGCAAGAGUCAGGAGGCUGAGGCGGCGCGGCCAGCCCCUGAGCGCGCCAGCCCCAUGGAGCAGCGCAGCCCUUACCCCUACGACCAGCCCAGCCCGGGCUCCGGUGGGCCUGGCAGCCUGCUAGCGGCGGUCGUACGUGCCGGGGGCCACCACCAACCUCCUCACCACCACCACCCCUUCCCGUCCGGCACGGAGCAGGCCCUGCUCCAGACGUCGCUGCUGGAGGCCAAGUGCGAGCUGAAGGGGGACAUCCAGACGCUGAGUGGACGAAUGGCCGCCCUGGAGGCCCAGGUCGGGGAGAUCCUGCGGCUGCUGUCCUCGUCGGACGGUGGCAGGCGCAGGCCCUCGCUGCCCUCGCAGACGUCCACGCCCAAGUCCAAAACCAAAUGCCAGGACAUCUUCACCGUCUCGCGGCCUGUAACACCGUCGGAGAGCGAGAGAGACGAUGGCCCAUUCUGAAGUAGCCUCUCCACUCGUAGGGGAACGCUUUUGAAAUUCAAAUUCUGGAGAGAAAAAACAAACAAACGAGGAGAUGUGUUUUCCCCUCUUAUCAGGACACUACUCCUGCUGCCUCUUGGGGUCUGCUGUCUCUGGACGUGCCCCCCCUCGUGUCCGGGACAGAAGAGAGCACAGAACAGUCCGUGAAGGGGUUUACUUGAUUACUGUACAUAACACACUUGCAUGUCCAGCUGGAUUCUGGCCUGCCAAAGAAUUCUGAUGGGGGAAUAUUUAUAAGUGAUUGCUUGUGCUGUACAUUUCUGCAGUGGACUGCAUGCUGAGAUGAGUUCAGGAGAUGGCGAAUUGUUUCUUUUUUUGUUGUUGUGGUUGUUUUUUUUGUUUUUUAUUAUACACACUGACUCAAUGAAUAGUAUAUGACAUCUCCGAAUGAGCUUGACAAAAGCUUACCUUUUUCAGGAUACCGUUCUUUGACAAGUAGGUGUAAGUUGUUGGCCAGACCUAUAGCUCUAACAUGUAAAACUUGGAGUACAUGGUAGAGUUCGGGCAUCGGGCAAUAGCUCAUGCAAAAGCACCUAGGUGACUUACUGACCAUUAGGGUUUAUAAUCAGUCAAUCUAAUGACAAGAUUUAGUCCUGUAGUCACACAUAUGUCAUACAAAAUGUCCUUUGAGACCUCAAAGAGGAAAAGAUGGUGGAUUGUCCAUCUUUGAGUAUAUUUAAUUCACUCAGGCCACCAGAUACUUAAACAAGAAAGCUGUUCACUAUUUUGACAUUUGUAUUUGUUGAGGGGUUAAGCUCUAAUGGUUUAACUUGCCUCCCUUCAAUAUUAUUCUUUGAUAUCAGGUUUUAUUUGUACAGAGGAAGUCAUUUUAGGGGUUCUUUACACAUAGUGCUGUUUAGGGAAAUAAUAUGUCAAAACUGCAUGCUGGACAGAUCAUUUGUAUGUACUGGCAUGAUAGAGUUUUUUGGUAGCUUGUCCCGUAGCAUUUCACCAAAUAUGGCAGGUAACCUCUGCCCAACGCCCCAGGGAAUGCUGGGAGGUGCCCACACAACGUUCACACAACGUUCACACAGCCUACCCGUAUAUGUGGCAUGUGCAGAGGAACAUCCUCCAGCUGCAAAAUGCAUGGCAAACUCAGAGACCAUAGCAUUCACAAACCCCCUUUUUGUGUGCAUGAUAGCAUUAGCAUUAGCAUAGCGUGUUUUUAGUAAGCGAUGGUGAUGUCAUUUUGCCCUUUUGUAGCUGCAUACUGGUGCUGAUGGUGAGUUUAUAUCUGCACUUCCAGGAAUGGUAGCAAAUCCUAGUCCAGUUCUUGUCAGCGCAUUUCACACAUGCAUAUUGUGUUUGCAGAAAAGCAAACACACUGUUCAUCAUCACUGUUUACAAAAAGCAUAGCAAAUGAGUUUGCUCACUGUCCUCAUUAAAAAUGUAAGGUUUCAUUUGGGGUGGUGACACAUAAAAGCUAACACAUAGCGCCAUACAGUCUGAACGCGAACAGGUGUAAUGGAGAAAUGGUCCUGUUUUCUCAGCUGAUUACUAAGUCAGAGGCCUUUCAUUGGUAUCGCCAGCCGUUAUUUCAAUGCAUGCCCACAAAGUAGCUGAAUUAGUCACUUUUUCCUCUGGUAGUAUUGAGAUGUAGCCUUACGAGCCGAGACUUCCUAAUCCUUGUCUUAUCUGGUCAACUUGUUCAUCUUUAACCUCCCAUUUUAUUCAAAGGCAUACUUCAGAAAGCUUUCUGUACAGAUCUGCGGAGGAGCUCAAAUGUCAUGAUUUACAUCAGUAGUGAAUGGCUCCAUAUAUACUGUAGGUUUUUGUAUUGGCUCUUGAAACUAGACUGACCAAACCAUUUAUAUCUUUGCAGCUAAAUUCACAGCUCUAUGCAAGAGCUAUAGGCCAAAAAAGGUCUUCUUUUCCUCACUUUGUAUUCUAUAGGUAAAGGAUGGAAAAUAACUUGAUGAAGUCUGACUACUUCAUCAAUAUGUGAGAAAUAGAUUUUUUGCGGACAUACAGUAUGAACCAAUAUGUCCGCAAAAAAUCUCACAUAUUCACUCAUACAGUACAGCUGGUAUUGGCACAACAGCCUUCAACACAUGAUCCUGAAGCUCAUGACAUUCUGUCUUUUAGAACAGACUGACGUUAUCAAUAUACUCUGCCCCUUAAUCAUCAAUGAAACCAACACUUACCUUUCUUGAAUAUAAGAAGCAAUAAUGUUUUGGUUUCUGCAGGUUACAACAUGUUGUGAAUGGCUUUUAAAGGUCACUUUAGUCUAAAAAGCCCUGUAUUCAUGACAUCUAAGUAAGUUGGAUCAUUUAGGUAUAGCACUAAGGUCAUACAGUAAGUCUGUCUUUUUUGUGUCAUGCUACGUCGAGAAUACAUUUUACUCUGUAGCCUACUAAUGUGCUAAUGCUUUGUGAGCGGGCCUUCUCAUUUUUGGGGGCUAAUGGAGAUAGAGACAGAGAUCAGAGCCAGCACACAAAAUCAAUUCUCAGCACUGCUGCUGCAAAGGAAGCCCAUUAGAGAACAGCUGAGCAGAUGGUUAUGUUCAGCUACUGUCCUUCACUCAUGAAAAGACAUAGAGCAAGAGCCGAGGCUGCUUAUAUUUCCCUCUCAAUAAUCACUUUCUUUGUUUCAAACAAGACCCUUUGCAUGGGCAGGCAUUAAUUAAGAAUAACUUGAAUUUUACUAUUCUUAAUUCUUAUUAUUUAAUGAUCAGGAUUUAGCCCCACACUUUCCAGGUAGCAAGCUAUCCUCAGAGAGUCUGCUGAUAGGUGGUGUGUCACAAAGAAGCCGUUAAAUCCCAGGGGUAACGUUAAAACUGAUCUCCUGUUUGCUGUUUGGACCCUGCUGGAUUACUAUGUAGGCAUGUGUUCAAACGGCACAGACCACUUAUAAAUAUAUAUUUUUUGUUUUGGUUCUUUGUUUAUUUAUUUAUUUAUUUGUUUGUUUGUUUUGUUUAUGGGUUUAAUUUUGGAGAUUUUUUACUCCCUUAUCCCUUUGAGGGAUGUCAGCGUUUUACAAAGU